Messenger RNA from Dermacentor albipictus, 987 nucleotides. RefSeq lists its product as uncharacterized. The record is from RefSeq and is a predicted model, not a curated record. NCBI's taxonomy places the organism in Eukaryota, Metazoa, Arthropoda, Arachnida, Ixodida, Ixodidae.
AUGAAGCAGUUCCUAGAAGUCUUGAAUGUGACUGAGCAAAAUGCAGUUGAGAAAGGUACAAAGCUAUUCGCGUCGCAACUAAAGACGAAGUCCCUGCGUGUCACAUUGCUGUCGACGCUAGAUAUUAUCAAUUAUCUGUUCAACAAGGGAGCGCUUUAUGUGCUCACUGCCAAGCUCAACCAAGACCCCUUGGAACAGUAUUUUGGUCUUGCACGAUCAUUUAGAGGAGAUGAGUCGCACCCCACUGUCAUGAAUUUCUCGCAGAUAUUUUGUCUGCUGAGCCUCUACACACCCAUCAAAACAGCACUACGUGGAAGUGUACAAGGUGAACCAAAUGCUGUACUUGUCACAUUGAACACUGCUCGAGCAGUUUAUCGCUUGAACAGAGCUAGUUUGAGAAAUGAAAUUGAGGCUAGGCUGUUAGCAAUUACUUCUGGUCCUUCAAGCUUUCUUGAUCGAAUGGACAUCGAAUACAGCUAUUUCAGAGGCGAUGUAGACGAUGCUGUGACAUACCACUUAUGUGGCUAUGUCAUACACAAAAUGAGCAAGCACACAGAGUGUGAGUUGUGCCUGCAUGACAUCAGCUCAACUGUUCCACUCGUUAGUUCCGAUGCAUUAUUGACAACAUAUCGCAGCUUUAAGGAAAGGAGCCUCAAGCAUUUAACAAUGAAGAGGCUACAGUUCAUAAAAAUUGCAAAUGACUCCGUAUCAUUUUUCCUUGAUCAGGCAGGUCUCCGCGGUGACCUAUUUUGGAAAGUCCUGGAUGAGCUAGAUAAGUGCACUCUUGCUCAGCUGGGUUGCAAUGGGCACAUGUGCGCAUUCACGUGCCAGAUACUGAACUUUUUCAUUGCCAUGCGAAUGCAUUUCAAUGCGAGAGAUGCGAACCGCCACUUAGAAACACGAGAGAAAGUAGCCAUCACAAACAAAAAAAGCUCAUCUUCUGCAAAGCCACGCGGCAAAUUCAUAAGCCGUAUGCGGCUCCUGUAA